CGUCCCUUCUUGUAGAACAACAUCGUCCUAGUUUUAGUAAAGACUUUGGAGAAGACACGUUGAGAAGAUGUUCUCUGCAAGUCUUGUCACUUUAUACUUGUCCUAUUCUUUUGCGUCCGAGAUGUGUGGUUAUGAAAAUCGAAUCGUCGAUAAUUCGAGGUUAAAGGGUUUCUCAUUUGAUUUUAUCAAAGGCGCUAACGUCUUCAAAUGCGCCGCUGAAUGUGUUCAGAGGAACUUUUGCAAGUCUUUUGACUUUGACAGGAAGAGAAAGACAUGUUACCUCAACUACAGGAACGUGAGCGAAGUGUCUGAAUCCCCCGAGUACAACCCUGACUUUCUGCACAGUAAUGUACAGGACUGGCCCAAGAGUGUCACUGGGCUGUGCAAGAAUCACACAUGUUCCAAACAUGAAAAAUGUAUCGUCAUGGUCAACAAGACUACAGAAUGCGUCCCGAUCCAGCUCCGUGACCUUAAACGUAAUGACACAAUGGCCUUCACUGUGAACUCCCCCCUUUCCUGGCCUAAUGCCAGUGCCGAAUGCCAGAAGAAAGGGGGUUCUCUCAUGAUGCCGAAAACAGAGGACAUCAAUGUAUUCUUGGAUGAAAUUCUCACCGAACUAGGUCUCAAUUCUAAGAAAUUUUGGCUUGGAGGAACGGAUGCUGCAGAGUGGAAGACCUGGCGAUGGGUGGAUGGGACUGAAUUCAUAUACAAUGACUGGGCAACUUCUGAGCCAGACGAAAACGUCAUUCAACGGUGCAUGGUAUUGAACAGAUUGGAAUGGUAUAAUUCGAAGUGCUGGUAUGAAAAUAGAAAACAUAUCCUGGAAUAUAUGGAGACAUCGAGAAUUUAGCGUCACAGUAUGACCGUCAGCUACAUUAUUUAAAAAACAACCGCGUACAUAAAGAUGAUGCACUGCAAAUAAUGGGAUGUAUGACCAGCUGCUGGUGAAGCACCACAGAGAGGACCAGAGGGCCUUCAAGAACUUCCUCAGAAUGUCCCCAGAGAUGUACGACGAGCUGGUACAGCGAGUUGGGCCAAGGAUCACCAAACAUCACUCUGUGCCAUAGCGCCUCUGGGACCAUGUACACGGCCUUGAAGUUUGGUUGGAGGGUACCCCACAACACCCAGUCAUUGGCCGUGAGAGAAGUCUGCCAAGCCAUCAUUGAGGAGUACCUUGACGAGGCGAUGACCUGCCCCACAACCCCUGAAGGCUGGUAUGAGAUCUCAGACCAGUUCAUGGAGAAGUGGAACUUCCAACAUACCUGUGGUUCCCUUGAUAGCAAUCAUGUUGCCUGCAAGGCUCCUCAAAAGAGUGGUUCCGUAUACUACAAUAACAAGGAAUUCUACUCCAUCGUGCUCAUGGCAAUGGUAGAUGCGGACUACAAA
Haliotis rufescens (red abalone) is the source of this 1386-nucleotide messenger RNA. Its product is annotated as killer cell lectin-like receptor subfamily B member 1. Lineage: Eukaryota; Metazoa; Mollusca; Gastropoda; Lepetellida; Haliotidae. The transcript is spliced from 5 exons. The record is from RefSeq and is a predicted model, not a curated record. The coding region runs from base 68 to 850 and encodes 260 amino acids.